CAGAUCGGUCUCUUCCCACUCCCGAUACCUCUUACUGCCGGGUUCCGGCGGUUUGUCUUGGAUAUGUGUAUAUCCUCUCCUGCUUCCUAUCGCGACUUUCAUCAAGCGCGACCACAACGGAUAGUUCUUCCCGUUUAAUUUGAACGCCACGGUGAAGGCCGAGAAUGGUAUUACACGGCUAUGAUGAGAUUUCUCUGAGCCAGAGAUCUUCCUGCUCUGAUGCCAUGAAGAAACUGUAAGGGAUCAAGAAUGGAUCGGGAAUGGGGUGGUGGAUGGUGUAACCAUAUAUCCGAUUGUCGCGCCAGAUCAAGUUCGAGGUUAGGGAGUAGUCACUUGAUGGCUUCUCAAACCACCUUCUCGGGGAUAUUGGAUUCUGAUUGCACAUCUAAUCCGGAUUUCUGCAACUGGCAUAAGGUUUUCAUUUAUUACUGUGAUGGUUUCUCAUUUAUGUCGGAUAUUGAACACAGCCAUGCUAUGAACCUCACGUUUAGGGGUGCAAGAAUAUUUAACGUUAUGAUGGACGAAAUGCUCGCCAAAGGAAUGAGAAAUGCUCAGAAUGCUAUACUGACAGGGACCUCAGCGGGUGGACUAGCGACAAUCUUACAUUGCGAUAAGUUUCGCAAGCUGUUUUCCGAUGAGAUUCGAGUCAAGUGUAUUUCUGAUUCUGGAUUUUUCAUUCGUGGAAAGGGUCACCAUGGAUACAAGAACAGGGAAAAGUUUUUUGGUGAUGUGAUUAAAACACACAAGUUGGGCAAGUCCUUGCCCCCAAAGUGCACAUCAAAGAGGAAGUCGAGUUUGUGUUUCUUCCCUGAAUAUUUGGUUGAGGAUAUCCAAACGCCACUUUUUGUACUAGAAUCAGCUUUUGAUCGAUUUCAGCUUACAUCACUCGUACUAGAAGGAGUCACAAAUUGCACCAAUAACUUAAAGAGCUGCACCUCCACUGAAUUAGGAAUCAUGAGAGACGAUGAGGCAAGCAGUUGCAGAUUGGUAUUUUGAUCGAACUUCUUUCCGACAAGUAGAUACUAAAAGUGACUUGCCAAAAAAUUGUACCAGUUCCUUUUGUUAGUAGUUCGUAUAUAAUUCAAUAAGAUUUUUUCAUAUUAAAACUACCAAUUCCUCUGAAUCAACUAAAACUCCUACCUUUCCCUUAUCUAA
Messenger RNA from Salvia splendens (bonfire salvia), 1155 nucleotides. RefSeq names its product pectin acetylesterase 8. Gene Ontology annotation, cellular component: plant-type cell wall. Bases 250 to 996 code for a protein of 248 amino acids. NCBI's taxonomy places the organism in Eukaryota, Viridiplantae, Streptophyta, Magnoliopsida, Lamiales, Lamiaceae. Gene Ontology annotation, biological process: cell wall organization. The transcript is spliced from 11 exons. The record is from RefSeq and is a predicted model, not a curated record. Gene Ontology annotation, molecular function: pectin acetylesterase activity.